AUGGUUGAACCAGCUAAAGAAAAAGAAUUCCUCAGGAAGAAAUUCCGUGUGGAGGAAGUCUUGAAGAAAAAGUUCAAGUUAUGUGAUGCUAGUUUAUUUGAAGUUCAAGAAAACAAUAAAUUUUCUCUCUUUGACCCGGUUUUUAAGACACAGCCCUCCAAUUCUCAUUCUUCAUCAGUGGCUAAUUUUAGCCAUACGAGAACUAGCACAACCAUCAGGGCAUGCACUGCAGCAGAAGCAGCAAAUCCCUAUCCUCCAAAACCAGGUUAUCCCUGGGCCUCAAACUUUUACUCCAUCCCUGCAAUACUCAAAUCCAGUGCCACCCCAAUCAUUGUUAACAACUCCACAGCAGGCAGCAAUGACUUUUCAGCAUCCAGCAACAAUUCACCAACCGGCAGCAACAAUUUCCCAACACUCAACAGCAUCUUCCUUUCAAAAUUCAACAGCCACAGUUCCUCAGCUCACAGCAACAUCUUCCCAACAGGCAGCAAUAUCAUCCCAACACCCAGCCACUAUCCCACAACAUUCAGCAAUAAUUUCUGA
Messenger RNA from Acanthosepion pharaonis, 543 nucleotides. Lineage: Eukaryota; Metazoa; Mollusca; Cephalopoda; Sepiida; Sepiidae. The record is from the annotation of a GenBank genome assembly.